AUGGUUGGUGGCAGAGGCAAAGAAGGCAAGUUACGGACCAAAGCGAAGACGAGGUCAGCGCGAGCUGGUCUGCAGUUCCUCGUGGGUCGUGUGCGCCAUCUGUUGCGUCGUGGCAACUACGCGGAGCGCGUGGGUGGGUGCUGGAGCACCGGUCUACUUGACUGCUGUGCUCGAGUACCUGGCUGCCGAGGUGCUGGAGUUGAGUUGAACAAGCUGUUGGGCGGUGUGACCAUCGCGCAGGGUGGUGUGCUGCCGAAGAAGACGGAGAAGCUGGUGGUCAGCAAGGAGUAG
Molecule: messenger RNA, 291 nt
Organism: Echinococcus granulosus
Lineage: Eukaryota; Metazoa; Platyhelminthes; Cestoda; Cyclophyllidea; Taeniidae
Product: Histone H2A, embryonic
Exons: 2
Coding region: 1-291 (96 amino acids)
Cellular component (GO): nucleosome
Molecular function (GO): protein heterodimerization activity; DNA binding; structural constituent of chromatin
Source: RefSeq, a predicted model, not a curated record